AUGUCGUCGGAUAUCCCCUCCCACCCAGAUCUGACAUCCCCCCAUCCGCCGUUCUCAUCGCUCCCGCUCGAUCCCAACGGUCCACGGGGCAAUGCGUGGGGUAGGUUUGGAGAUGCCGACCAAUUGGGCAUGCUGAAUCUCUUGACGCCUCCGGUCGUCGCAGCUGCCGCCCAAGAAAUCGUCUCAGGCGUCCGCAUCUCCCUCGACUGGCCGCUCAACAAACCACUCUACCCCAGCUAUGGUAGAGACCCAUAUCAGCACGAAAUCAAGCAGCGAGGGGGUCCCGAUCGCGUGGUCAAUGAUGACAUCCUGAGCUUCAACACUCAGAUAAGUUCCCAAUGGGAUGGUUUCAGGCAUUAUGGAUACUUGAAAGAGCAACGGUAUUACAAUAAUACCACUCACGACCAGAUUCACUCGUCUUCUACAAUAGGCAUCGAUGCCUGGGCCUCCAAAGGUGGCAUCGUAGGUCGCGGCGUCCUCCUCGACUACCACUCCUGGGCCCUCAGAAAUUCUACGCCCCUCGCACCUCUGUCCUCUACAGCGAUACCUUUCUCACAUCUCCAACGCGUCAUUGCCGACCAAAACGUCACUUUUCGCGCAGGCGAUAUCCUCUUCAUCCGUAGCGGCUUCACUGCGGCCUAUAACGCUCUUUCCACUGCCGAGCAGCUUGCACUAUCUAAACGACCGAGCGCCGAUUUCAUGGGUGUCGAGCCUACAGAGGAGGUUCUAGAAUGGCUUUGGGAAACUCAAUUCGCUGCGGUCGCUGGAGAUUCGCCUUCGUUUGAACGCUCACCCGUGGGGUGCGGGAAGUAUAAGUAUGAUCCCCCGCCACCAGUCGUGCUGCAUGAGUGGUUACUUGGGGGAUGGGGGAUGCCUAUUGGAGAGAUGUUUGACUUGGAGGAACUGGCUAACCAUUGUUCGUGA
Endocarpon pusillum Z07020 is the source of this 924-nucleotide messenger RNA. RefSeq lists its product as uncharacterized. Gene Ontology annotation, molecular function: arylformamidase activity. The record is from RefSeq and is a predicted model, not a curated record. The transcript has 3 exons. NCBI's taxonomy places the organism in Eukaryota, Fungi, Ascomycota, Eurotiomycetes, Verrucariales, Verrucariaceae. Bases 1 to 924 code for a protein of 307 amino acids.